This is a messenger RNA of Paramuricea clavata, 926 nucleotides long. Lineage: Eukaryota; Metazoa; Cnidaria; Anthozoa; Malacalcyonacea; Plexauridae. The record is from the annotation of a GenBank genome assembly.
AUGGUCAAACUUCCUGAAACCAUAAUCCCUAGUCUUGAAGACGUGGCGUCAUCACCGAGGCAAGAAAAUCCUCCUACUCCCUCAAUUGGACAGGUUAAGACUGCCUUGAAACAACUAAACUCUAAAAAAGCCACCGGGUCCGAUGGGAUUCCCGCAUGGGUGCUUAAACGAUACUGUGAAGAACUAGCGCCCAUCGUUCAUGACAUUAUUUGCGCCAGUAUAAAAGAAUGUGAAUAUCCAACUGCGUAUAAACAUGCCUUAGUUAUCCCAGUUCCGAAGGUCAAUCCACCAAGAGAUAUCGAGAAUGACUUUCGCCAGAUAUCCAUUCUUCCCCAAAUGGCUAAAGUGCUGGAAAAGCUGCAGCUCAAACUGAACCUUCCCAGUUCACGUAUAAAUGAUAAUCAGCAUGCCUUUACAAGCAAACGAUCAACCGUGUCCGCACUCACCAACAUCUCGCAGAACUGGUUUAAUGUGACCGACAAUACGCAUAGCGCCAAAAAUGGAGUUCAUGCACUAUUCAUAGAUUUUCGCAAAGCGUUUGACCUUGUUGACCACGGAAUUCUACUUCGUAAGCUCGCAGAAAUGAAUGUAACCAAAGCCAUUUGGCUAUGGACACGUAGUUUUCUGGAAGAUAGAAGACAACAGGUCAAACUAGCAGGAACCCUAUCAUCGAACAAACCUUGUCCUGCAGGAGUCCCACAAGGUUCUGUGAUGUCCCCAGCUCUUUUUAAUAUUCACAUUAACGAUAUUGAGAACUCAAUCCCAGAUGGAUUAUCCAUAAAUAUAUGCAAAUACGCGGAUGAUUGUACACAGGACGAAGUGGUGUCACAAGGUUCAUCCAGCCAUAUGCAGGAGGCCCUUGAAGCAGUACAAGAAUGGUCUAAUAGGAACAAAAUGACGAUAAAUUCGAAGAAAACAAAAUAUAU